This is a messenger RNA of Aspergillus heteromorphus CBS 117.55, 1464 nucleotides long. Its product is annotated as pepsin-like aspartic protease. Gene Ontology annotation, molecular function: aspartic-type endopeptidase activity. The coding region runs from base 1 to 1464 and encodes 487 amino acids. Gene Ontology annotation, biological process: proteolysis. The record is from RefSeq and is a predicted model, not a curated record. The transcript is spliced from 8 exons. Lineage: Eukaryota; Fungi; Ascomycota; Eurotiomycetes; Eurotiales; Aspergillaceae.
AUGACUCGUAUUAAUCAAUUGUUGAUGCUUGGCACGCUCGGGGUCCUUCCGGCCUUAGCCUCGCCUGCCCCCCAACAUGUUCCCUCCCACAUCAACUUGGUCCAUCGUUCCGACCCGGGGGCUAAGCUUCUUCGCCGCGGGAAAUAUGACACGGAAAGCAUUUCGGAGUCAGAGGGAUUUUGGUUCGGUAGUUUCGAUGUCGGAAGCUCGAAGAACCUGCACAUGUUGAUUGACACCGGCUCGUCUGAUGUUAUUGUGAACAAGGGCUACUAUACCCCUGGCUCAAGCUCGGUCAACCUCAAUCUCACCUUCGACAACUCCUAUGGGACAACAGAGAGCGACGGGUCUGGAACUGGCUCGGUAGCGGGUACUCUGUACAAUGACACCGUCUCUUUCGGCUCGCUCACUGCGACGCAGACCGUGGGCUCCGCCAACAGCAGCGAUCUCAUCCCAGGCGACGGUAUCGUCGGCUUUGCCGGUGUUGAAGUAGAGCAGUUCCCCAACGGCGCUGAGCCUUUCUUCCAUUCCCUCUGCAGUCAGGGACAAGUUGCGUCUUGCCGGUUCGCCCUUGUGUUAGGCCAGAAUGACACUGGUAUCCAAGUACUGGGAGAGCUCGACACAUCCCUCUUCGAGGGAAACCUCACCACCACGUCUAUUAUCCAGGAGUGGGUAAUCUUUGCUGAUGUCGCGCUUAACAACACCGUCAUCACUACCAACAUCAUGGUUGAGCUGGACUCUGGCACUGCCACCGUCGUAGGCCCUGUCGACGAGGUCCUAUCUAUCUUUGAAGCCACAUCCAUCCAGGCUGUUGUCCAGAACACCACCGACGGAGUGACUGUCACCGGGUACUUCCCUUGCGACAGCCCACCCACCCUGGGCUUCAACAUCCCUUCCACCGCCAACGCGACUGCUGCAGCGAAGGCAGACUCCGGCCUCAUCAGCCACCAGAGCAAAAUCUUCAACAUUGAGGGAGAGCAAUGGAUUGCCGCCGACAACGGAAACAACAACUGCACUGCCGUUCUGUCAGGAGCAAACGUGGAGGGCUACCCAACCUUGUGGGUUGCCGGUCAAGCUUUCUUCCGCGGUCUGUACCUCGAUCACAACGUGGCUAACGCGACCAUCGGUUUGGCCACUGCGAAGAAUCAAUCGACGACAGGGUCGGCAACCUCGGCGUCUGGAUCCGCUAGCAGUACCCCUUCGGUGGCUGCGACCAGCGGAGCGGCCGCGGGAUACUCUAUGUCUCCUUCGGCCCUGUUUUUCUCUGCCAUCCUGGGCUCUGCCACGUUCCCAGUCUCAAUCACCUUCCACGGCACCAACGGGACGUCUUUCCGGCAGGUUUUCCCUGCGGACUCGAGCGGUCAUGAUAUCACCAAUCCCAUGGUCGUCACGAGCAUCUCCUCCCCCGGAGGCGCGAUUUGCACCUUCCAGGGCGUGAAUGGGAGCGCAGAUCUGGGGGGCUUGUGA